AUGAAGAACAAUGUAAACAAGUUAAUGGGACAAAAAACUUAAUGACACAAGCUAUAUGACAUCCGUAUUAUGGAGUAUAUUAUAGGAUGGUAAAUUAACCUCAUUUUAGUUGGGGAUAAAAUUUUUCAUACGUGUGGAUAAAACCGUUAGUUCUAGUUUUUAUCUCAAGCUACUACUUUCAUUUUCUUACAAUAAUAAUACCUUCCACAGAACCUCUUUAGCUUGUCCAAAAGGCACACACAAAAUAAAUAAAAACAUAACAGUAACAAUAACUACUAAAAAUAAAAGGAAAUCCAAUAGAAUAAAACAGAAUCAUGCACCAAAAUAUAGGUGAUUGAACAAUAAUACACGUAUGAUUACGUUAUCGUGUAACCUAAGUCACACUAACAAAUUAUUUUUGUACAAGGCGGUGGGCCUUUGUAUUUAUACACAACUGCCAAACUAGUUUCUUGUUCUCUUCCACUUAAUUCUCUCUUUCUCUUUCUCUCUCUGCCUAAAACAUAUAUAUAUCAAGUUUAAUUACCACUUUAAAUUCAUUAUUAUUGUAACCUUAACUACUAAGCUACUUAUUAAUAAUAAGCUCUUAAGGAAAUCAAAACCUCUCUCUUCCUUUUUCCCCCAAACAUUUAAGACAAAAAAUAUUUUGAUUCAUUUACAAUGAACAACGACAUGCUUUCCUCAAAGAGCAACAAGAUUUGGUGGUCCAAGGUUAAAUCUUCAUUUUCUUCAAAAUAUGGAAAUUCAAGGAAAAAACUAGGGAAAGAGGCUAGCUUGUGUGGGAAGCUAAAUGUGAAUGAAGAGUACAAGGGAGUAUUUCGAACACAAUCAUACAUGGAAAUUUGGAGCAAAGCUCAAAUUCAGCUAACAGGAUUACAAAAUCCAACUUUAGAUGACAAGCUUUCUUCUUCUCCUUUAACAUCACCUUCACCUCUGUCUUCGUCUCCGCCUCCGUCUCCAUCUUCCUUAACUUCAUCAUCUCCGCCUCCCUUUUACACGCAUCUCACGGAACUCCUCCUAGAGCCGCGACAAGAGGCUGUGAUUGAUCUCAUAAAAUCGUCGAAUCUUCAAACCCUUCUUGUUGACUACUUUGAUGCAAGCCUUGAGGCUAGCAAUAUAUGUGAAUCUCUCCUAAAAGGAAUCCAUAAAACUCGGUCUAACCACCGGUUUAUCAAAAGGGUGCUCAAGUUAUCUGAGCAAGGAGAUGAACAAUGUCAUGAAUUACUACUUCAAGAAUUAGCUUCCUUCGCAAGCUUAAGCAAUCCUUUGUUAGAAAUCAUUGAUGGCACGGUAGACUUUCGUAUGAUCCAUGAAAAUUACUCUCAUCUUCUUCGAAAGUUGACCUCAAGGAAGAGGAAAAUCAAGAGAAGGGAGAAAUUUACGCGGUUAUAUAAGAAGGCAGCUGGUUAUGGAUUUGUGAUCACAUACGCGGUGUUUGCUAUCGCGUUGUUAGCCUUAGCAAUGCAUAGCAUGGUAGGACUAUUAGGGGCACCAGCCUUAUUAUUGCCAUUGUCGAAGGGUGUGAUGAAGAGUGUACACGGUGGAGGAUCGCUUAAGACGAGCUUCCUUAAGCACCUAGGGUCACAACUAGAUGUCGCGGCUAGGGGGAUUUAUACCUUUAUCAAUGACUUUGACACGGUAGGGAGGCUCGUGACACGGCUGCACGAUGAGGUUGAGCAUAAAAGACAGGUUGCUAAGAUGUGUGUGAGAAAUGGGAGGAACCAUGAAGUGAUUAGGGAAGCACUAAAGGAUAUUCAGUUGCACGAACACGGGUUUGAAGAACAAAUGGAUGAGCUAGAAGAACAUAUUUACUUGUGCUUCUUAACUAUAAAUAGAUCAAGAAGAUUAGUUCUUCAAGAAAUAUUAGCCCCUUUGAGUUGAUACCACAAUGGCAGCAUUAUAGCAAUAUCUCUGCUCGCGCUAGCUGCUUAGUGAUUCUUUGGAUAGAAGUUAGCUAGCUAGUAGGACAAUUUUUUCAUUGAUGUAGUUACAAAAACAAUACAAUUCUUGAUUUUUAUUUAUUCAUUUAUUUAUUUAUUUAUUUAACGCUAGUUAG
Chenopodium quinoa (quinoa) is the source of this 2053-nucleotide messenger RNA. RefSeq names its product UPF0496 protein At1g20180-like. NCBI's taxonomy places the organism in Eukaryota, Viridiplantae, Streptophyta, Magnoliopsida, Caryophyllales, Amaranthaceae. The record is from RefSeq and is a predicted model, not a curated record. The transcript has 2 exons. The coding region runs from base 658 to 1878 and encodes 406 amino acids.